CUUCAUCUCUCUCUCUCUCUCUCUCUUCGAGUUUUUAAAAGCAGUUGGCCCUUGAAACUUGGAGAAUGGCUUCUGUGACUUACUCACCAAGAUACCCACUUUCUGGUUUCUCUUCUUCCUCUUUGUUUUUUUGACUUUUUUCAAACCCUAUUUUGAGCUUUUGGGGGUUUGGUAUAUCCCUCUGUUACCCAAAAAAUGAGUGUUUCAAGGUUUGUUAAGUGUGUCACUGUCGGAGAUGGAGCUGUUGGGAAGACUUGUAUGCUCAUCUGUUACACCAGUAACAAGUUUCCCACUGAUUAUAUUCCCACAGUUUUCGACAACUUCAGUGCUAAUGUGGCUGUGGAUGGGAAUAUUGUCAACUUGGGAUUAUGGGACACUGCUGGUCAAGAAGAUUACAGCAGACUUAGGCCACUGAGUUAUAGGGGCGCUGAUGUUUUUGUUCUGGCAUUCUCGUUAAUCAGUAAGGCGAGUUAUGAGAAUGUUCUUAAGAAGUGGAUGCCGGAACUUAGACGGUUUGCGCCUAGUGUCCCUAUUGUUCUUGUUGGAACAAAGUUGGAUCUUCGUGACAAUGGAGCUUAUUUUGCUGAUCAAAUGAGAUCAAACACAAUAACAUAUUCUCAGGGAGAAGAGCUUAGGAAACAAAUUGGUGCUGCUGCAUAUAUUGAAUGUAGCUCUAAGACUCAACAGAAUGUCAAAGCUGUUUUUGACACUGCAAUCAAGGUUGUUCUUCAACCUCCAAGGAGAAUUGAGACGACUAGGAAGAGAAGAAGCCGAAGGUCUGGUUGCUCAAUUGUAAGGUGCAUUGCGUGUGGUGGAUGUGCUGUUUAAACCAUGCUAGCUAUCAGGACUGAGUGCUGUAGAAUCUAUGUUUUGUGCCAAUCCUAUAGCUAGAUCUUAAGAUUACUGGUUUUACAUUAUUUUGUGCCGAGAAAUAGGCGUCUGCUCAAUGUGCAAGCUGACUGACCAAAGAAGUGAAGAUAGUUGUGUUCUUCUUUGUUGUGUUUACUGCAAAUGUUGUAUUUGAAAUGGUGUUUUGGUUGUUGCCAAUGGAAGCCGCAAACUCCUGCUGUUGUUUUAA
Cucurbita moschata (crookneck pumpkin) is the source of this 1078-nucleotide messenger RNA. RefSeq names its product rac-like GTP-binding protein ARAC7. Gene Ontology annotation, molecular function: protein kinase binding; GTP binding; GTPase activity. Gene Ontology annotation, biological process: actin filament organization; regulation of cell shape; regulation of actin cytoskeleton organization. The transcript has 8 exons. The record is from RefSeq and is a predicted model, not a curated record. Gene Ontology annotation, cellular component: cell projection; plasma membrane; cell cortex. The coding region runs from base 196 to 828 and encodes 210 amino acids. NCBI's taxonomy places the organism in Eukaryota, Viridiplantae, Streptophyta, Magnoliopsida, Cucurbitales, Cucurbitaceae.